AUGAUCCGAAGGAAUAGCAGGUCAGACGCUGCACCGCCUUACCAGAGGCCAAGAGCGAGCAGUGUGCCUCAGGGUGCUGCCUUUAGUCCGGUGUCGAACUUGUCGGCUCUGGAACGGGGUUUGCCAGAGUUUGGCGGAGUUUCGCCAGUGAGUGCACCACCACCGCCCACCGUGGAGACGUUUCUUUACCAGACGGUGCAGCAGCAGCAGCAGCAAGACGGCAAGCAAGGUUCUGGGAGCGACAAGGACAAGGAGAAGGAGAAAGCAGUUGCGGCUGCCUCUUUGGAGCCUCAGAUUUUCGCAGCUGCGGUUGAUCUGAGUUGUCCGGUUGUUGAGCUUGAUGAGGAGGAUUGCUCGGAUUUUUCCCAGGAGGAUUGGGAGGAGUUCGUUGCAUCUUAUGAGUGUGCUUGGUCGGAGCCUGUUGUGCUUGAAGGCGGUGAGCCGGUUGCGCUUGAGGGUUCCAUGUUGCAUGUUGCGCUUGAAAAUUUUCCUUGUGACAGCCCAAACAGAGCCACAGUUGAGCUUGCAGAGUCCCGCGGUGUCCCAAACAGAACCACAGUCGAGCUUGCAGAGUCCCACCAGGUCCCAGACAGAACCACAGUCGAGCUUGCAGAGUCCCCAGAGUUGAGCUUGGAAGCAGGUCGUUUUGUUGCAGGUUUUCAAAAUGGCGUUGAGCAUGGCAUGUUGCAUGUGGUAGGUAGACCUGACCAUGGCAUGGUAGCGCACGAGACAGCAGCAGCCAGCCAGCAGCAUGACACCAUGGACUGGUGGCUCGUCGACUCCGGCGCGUCAGCCCACAUCAUCAACGAGGACACUUUGAGCCGGGUGCACGUUGUGAGCCACAGUGAGUCUGCCAGUGAGUGUGUUUCUGCAACGGGUGACAGCAUUGGAGUUCGGAGGUCUGCGGUUGUCAGGGUUCCUUUCAUUUUGGUUUCAGGCGAGACGGUGGUAACAGAACUCCAAGUGCUUGUUGCUCCUGUGAAGUUUAACCUGCUGCCGCUGGGUACGUUCUUCGCACGAGAUGGGAUGGGGAGGAGCAACCGGGCACCCGAGGAGUCUUCUUCCGACUCGGAGCAGGAGUGGCGCCUUUCGGGUCGCCGUCACCUGGCGGAGCAGCACGCGGCGACUGUUACGAGGACGCACGAGGAUUUCGAGGGAUCCACGGUCGCCUUUACGACAACCUCCAUAUUGGGUCUCACACCGGGCCAGAACCUGCUGUUGGUGCCAGCCGCGGAAGUGAAGAAGAAGACGGCAGAGCAGGCAAAGGCAGCUGCGAAAGCAGCGGCGGAGAAAUUCGUGAAGGAGCGCCAGGAGAGCGCCCAGUGGGCCAAAGAAGCAGAGGAAGCAAAGAAGAAGAGAGCAGCCAAAGCCGCAGAGGCCAAGAAGAAGGCAGCCGACGCGGAGAAGUUGAUCAACGAGGCCACGGAGGCAAAGAAGAGAGCAGCCGAGGCAGUGGAGUUGGUCAGCGAUUCCCCGGAGGGGAAGAAGAAAGCAGCCGAGGCAGAGAAGUUGGUCGACGAGGCCACGGAGGCAAAGAAGAAAGCAGCCGAGGCGGAGAAGUUGGCCAGCAGAGCCGCGGAGGCAAAGAAGAAGGCAGCCACAGAGGCCGCGGAGGCAGAGAAGAAGGCAGCCACAGAGGCCAAGAAGAGGGUCGCCGAAGCGGCCGAGGUCACAGAGGCCAAGAAGCCCAAGGGCAGUGUGGCCAGAGCAAGGGCGGAGCCGUCUUCGGGGUCGAAGGACCCACCGCAGCCAGUGGUGAAAAGGCAGCCCAAGCCGCCCAUGGUGAAGGCAAUGCCAGCCAAGGUCCGAAAGAUCGUCUUGAAGAGCCGGGCCCAGCGCGGGAUCCCCGGGCAGACCGAGACUGCGCUGAGAAUGCUUUCGCAGCGAGCCAAGGAGAAGAAGAAGCAGGGCUACCUCAUGAAGGCCAUCAACAACGCCAUGAAGAAAAAGGCCGAGGAGCAGAAGGGCGCGCCGGUCAGAAGAACCUGGGAGAAGCAUGUCAAGGACCACUAUGCUCAGAUCAGGGGGCUGGAGAUCCCGUUGGUGGAGGUGACGAUUUCCGAAAUCAUCAAGGAGCCUCGUGGACCACCGGGAUCGCCAACGGUGCCGCAGCCGAAGACCCCUCCAGCGCGAGCAGCAAGGGCCCCGGAGGUCAAGGUGGAGGGUGCGCGUGCAGCAAAGGUGCCGGAGGUCAUCAAGGUGGAGGGCAUGGAGAUCAAUCCACCACCACCGGUACCACCGAGGAGGAGGCUUCCCACGCCGCCGACGGACCCGAGGAGAGCCGAGGAGCUGCACAUCGGGGACGACGGCAAGAUCUACAACUCGCGGGGCGAGGUGGUGGAGCUCGAGAGCAUCGAGAUAGACGCCCACCAUCCAGGAAUAUCCGAUGGUCCUUCUUCCUUGGGACUCUCGCUUCUGAUGCAAGAAAAGGUUGCUUUUGCAUGUGAGCAUGAUGUUGCAGUUGAGCUUGGUGAGCAUGCAUGUGUUGGUGGUUUGGGUGAGCAUGAUUUGCAGCAUGGUGAGUUGCUUGAGCAUGUUGGCCAGGACCGACCACAGCGUGACCGGAGCGAGGCCCAUGAUAGCCAGAGUGAAGCAUGGUUGCUUAGAGGGGAUCGGGAACUGUUGUUGCAGGAGAGCUGGGGUAAGCUAGAGCGAGAACAUGUUCUUAGAUCGCAUGUGCCGUACAAUGCGUCUUGCCCGCAAUGCGUGCAAGGUCGUGGGCUUGAACCCGCCAGAAGCCAGGAUCGGCCCCAGGACUCAGGGAUGAGAGAGGUGCAAAUAGAUAAGUUUUUCUAUAAGGGCCUCGCGUUCCUGGUGUUGGUUUUGGUUGGUGCCUUUGCCCUCGGUGUGGUUCCGUACCGUGAGGUGAGCGGAUCCCGAGGCCCAGCAGCCAAGGAAGCCAUGUUGAAUGACAUGUCGGCAUGGAGUCGUAGCGUUGGCUUGGUUGGUGUUGCUCCCAGUGAGUUGACGGUGAGUGUGAAGUCGGACAUUGAGGGUGUUGUGAAGAACCUUGCGCAGAGUUUUGCUGAUGGUUUGACCGCCGGUGCCAUCGAAGUUGUGGAUGCCCCUGUUGGUCGGCAUGCUGUUGUUGCAGAGCGUGCUGUGAGGACCAUCAAGGAAUGUGCAAACACACUGUGUGCUGGGUUGGAACAGGUCGGCUUGGAGCCCUGCAGGAAGGGUGUCACGUAUCUUUUGAUGCACGUUGCCCAGGUCUACAACCGGUAUCAGGUGCAUCCUGGAUCGGCGCUGUCCCCAGAACAGCGGUGUUUGAAGACCACCCGUGGACCGCAUGCCGCAUAUGUUUGGGGUGCUGCUGUGCUUGCCACUCCUCCUCCCUCUUUGCGUGACAAGAUCACCGGCCGUUACGGCCACGCCGCCUACCUUGGACCAGAGGUCGGAAGUGGAAGCCACAUUGUGCAGUUUAGACUGCGGGAUGGCACCUUGAAGAUUGCGAGAAGCGCAAGAAUCCGGAUGCUGGUUCCUCUCACUUUUGAGGUGUCGAGCUUGAAAGGUGUUUGUCGCAUGUUGCCUGGAAGAAGGGAUGAUGCCCAGAAGAAGCUCCCCGAGAGCAGUGGUGACAAUGUGCGCGAUCUCCCGUUGCCGAACACCGCAACCCGAGGACCACCACCAGAGUGGAUUGAAGAAAACGGAAGAACCCCAAGAUGCCGAGCUUGCCGGCUGCGCGGCUUCCCCGCGGAUAAGGCCUGGCACACCCAGAAGUGCCGUGAUCGAUACGCCGAGUUUGUGCGGAACUCUUUCGAUCCCAGCCGGGCAAUCCUCGAUCAAGCCCCAAUUGAAGAAGAAGUGACUGGGCGUGAUGAUUUGGGUGCUGGGUUUGAUGUUGAUCUUGGGCUUGAUGUGCCGGAUGAUCUUGAUCCGUUCCCGAAUUUUCCAUUGGACGAGGAUUUGGCCGAGUAUGAGCCCAGCCUGCCUGGAGUUGAGAAUAGGAUUGAGGUUGGAGAAGAACUCGAGCAGAUCGAGGCCCCGAGCCCGGGCGAGCUUGAUUUCAUGCAAGUGGAGCCUGAACCUCUUGAGGCACUCCCUGAAGAAGAGCGGGAGGCUAUGGUGUCCAGCGUGAUGUAUCGAGAGUCCAUCUCCUUUGCUGGUGCGUCGGUUUGCUUUGCCGGGGCCGCCACCAAGGCUGUCUGUGUUGUGAACGACAGCAUUUACGCCCGGACUUUAGCUGACAACUUGUGGGCACCUCUUUCAGUGAGCAAGUUCUUUCUCGACGCAUUGCAGACAGACAUUGCCUCGCGGAGAGCGCUGGACUGCAGUCUUGCCUGCCACGACCUCCUGGAUGUGCUACAGACCUUCUCGUUGACGGCAGUCAACACUUACGGCGAGGAGUGGCCUGUUGCACAGACCCGACAAGGCAUGAAUCACAUACCACUCCAGGGUAGCAUGCAGCUUCGCUGGUGCCCGUGGAGUGCCGCACGCGCAUCACAGGCAUCACACCUGCGGCCCAGACGGAUCUGGGAUGAUGUGCAGGCCAACCCGGCCCUCUUGGAAGAGUUUCGCCUAGAACUGUCGAGGCUGCUACCUGCAAGCCCCAGCAUUGCAGAUAUGGACCGAUGCUUGAAGAAGGCCUGGACAAACUGUGCCCCCAACACGGCACCGAUGCCACGAUCACAGCAGCCACCCGAUCAGGUCCCAAGCCUUUGGAGGCUACGGGCCGAGAGGACGCAGCUUUCAAGACGUGCCAGUGCAUUGCAUCCUCUGCCACCGGCUCGGCUGAUAUGGCAAUUAUGGAGCACUACUGCAAAGAUACUUCGUAUGGAACGAGAGGUCGCACAACAAAAGCGAGCAAAGCGUCGCAGUUUCCUUUUGGAACAGACGGACAUUGCUGAGAAGGCCGCGCAGCAGGGUUACAGAUACGUGACUCGGCAGGUCAUCUCCAGGGUCCCGCAGCCGAAUGCCGGUGCCCUUUGGAAGUACGGAGCCGCGAUUCUGGGCGCUCCUCUGAGUGACUGCCUGAACCAAGCCUUCGCAUUGCUUCCGCGAACGCUGCCUUUGGAGAUCCGCCAGGUUGCGUUGUUCUUGAUGCCCAAACCGGGCAAGAAGGCCCAACAACCGGGUGAUGUUAGGCCUAUCAGCUUGCUACACCCGGCCAACAAGGUCGCUCCACUACGGAGGCUUUGCAUCGAGUUGCUUCGCAUUUUCACGCAUGCCGUGCUAGAGCACCGGCUCGGGCCACCAUGGUCCAAAGACGUCGAGAUGGAGUGGGUGAUUCUGGCUGGACUUCGGGAGGCUCAGGCCCAAUGUGGCACUGCCCGAGGGAUAAGGCAGGGAUGCCCACUCAGCCCAGCGCUCUGGGCUAUCGCAUCUACAUACGUUUUCCGCAGGAUCCGUGAAAGCCUUGGUCCCAACGCCACCGACAUCAUCACGAUCUUCGCCGACGACGUGAUUGCUCAAUGGGACAUUGCCAACGGUGCUGAUCUAAAGGACUGCCUCCAGCAGCUCGCUCGACUUGUUCACAUCUUGCGUGCACAUGGUUUGCAAGUUAGUGCGCAAAAGAGUGUCAUUCUUUAUCAGCUUCACGGCCCGCUAGCUCAACGGAUCCUCGGACCCAUCCGCUUCAAGGACAAGGGGGUUGCACACCUUCGUGUGGAUACUGAGCUUGCCUUCCCUGUCGUGCGGCAGCACAAAUACCUUGGCAUCAUGCUCAGUUACUCUGCAUUUGAGCGUCAUUCCGUCGACUAUCGUUGUCGUCGAGCCGGCACUGUGUUUUCCAGGUUGCGCCCGGUACUCAGAGCUCGACACCUUCUCAGCCAGAAGACUCGCAUCAGGCUCUGGUUUGCAAUUGUGUGGCCAUCGCUCAAAUACGGCAUCACCUCAUUGCAGCUUGAACCGACGGAGGUCCAGAAAAUUGUCGGAGUUGCCGCGCGACACCUUCGCAUCCUUACACAUCAGCUAGGCCAUGAAACACACAUCCCCAAUCAACAGCUUUUUGCACAACUGCAAUUUGACCCGAUACAGCGACUGCUGAAAGAGGCCCAUGGCAAUCAGGAGCGAUUUCAAGCUCUCCCGGGAGAGCUGUACCGCACAGAGCCGAACCUUGCUCCAGAGCUCACUUCUUGCAACGAGGCUCGGGCGCUCGGCUCCGAAACGGGAACGCUUUCUGUCACCCUUCUGCUGACGCAGUUCCGUCUCAGCCUCUUCAUCACAGGUGACGUUGGUACCACCGGUACCACCGCUGUGGCCCACCUCACAGCUGUGCAAAAACGUGGCUGGAAGGCUUUUGCUGCUGUGCCUGCCUUGCACAUCCGGACUACAACUGUGCUCCUAGUAGACACGCUGUUGGCUGCCCAGUUCUUUGGCAAUCAAUCUUUGCAAGCCUUGACCCGCUGCAUACAGGACCAGAUGACUCUCCCACCGACGGCAGAGCAACAAGACGAGAUGGAGUGGGACAUGUAUCAUCAGUUCAUGAAAGCUUCGCCGGAGGCCAAGAAGGCACUGCUGGAGAAUCGGCCGUCGGCCGUCCAGGAACAGCCUGCCAAGCACCGAAAAGGCGACAAGGGGAACAAAGGAAAGGGAAAGGGAGGAAACAAGGGCAAACCACAGUCUCAGCAGGUGGACCAAGCGGAGCUGAGUGCACUUCGUCUGAUCUGCAACAUGCUGAUCCGCCUAGCGAUCAGACACGAAGAUAUGUUGAAGACGCUGCAGCUGGACACAUCCUUCGUCAUCUGGCUUCGCACCGGCCUCCCCAUGGGGAUCCCGGAAGGACUCUUCCAGGUUGCGGAGAAGUGGCGAGCGGACAAAGCGGUGAAGCAGCAUACGACUUCCCUGCGCCAGGUUCUUUGGAUGUGUGUAUGGAAAGAGUUUCAACAGCGCCUCCAGCCUGCUCGCCUCACCGCCGAGAUCCAAAGCACCAUGACCAAGCUGGGCUAUCUCAAAGACGGCCGGUGGAUGUUCUUGAAAUGGGCACCCGAGGAGAAUCGGCUCAUCCCAGACACGACUCGCGAGGGCCUCACCCUAACCGAUGCACUAGAGUUAAUCAACAGCAUCGUGAGGCUUUCGGAAGAUGUGACCAUCUUGACGAAGUUUGCACCGACCAGACCCCUCGCAGCGGAACUCAGAGGACCAUCGCUGACGUUCUUGGCGUCCGUCGCCAACCGAACGAACCCAUCGGACCAAUUGUUCGCCAGCCUCACCUCGCUGUGCGGGAACGGCUGUUGUCAGGUUGUGGGGAUGUCGAUCAAACCGGAGAAACUCACCAGAUCGUCUCUUGCACAGCAGCUACUGAAGCAUCUGCCGGCAACGAGCUCCACAGAGAACGAGUGA
This is a messenger RNA of Symbiodinium sp. CCMP2592, 7281 nucleotides long. The record is from the annotation of a GenBank genome assembly. Lineage: Eukaryota; Dinophyceae; Suessiales; Symbiodiniaceae.